Messenger RNA from Pezoporus occidentalis (night parrot), 3738 nucleotides. RefSeq names its product lysyl oxidase like 2 (gene LOXL2). Gene Ontology annotation, molecular function: protein-lysine 6-oxidase activity; copper ion binding. The coding region runs from base 330 to 2666 and encodes 778 amino acids. Lineage: Eukaryota; Metazoa; Chordata; Aves; Psittaciformes; Psittacidae. Gene Ontology annotation, biological process: peptidyl-lysine oxidation; collagen fibril organization. The record is from RefSeq and is a predicted model, not a curated record. The transcript is spliced from 14 exons. Gene Ontology annotation, cellular component: membrane.
CAGCCCUUCUGCUCGGGUUACAAGGCAAGCCCAUGAUAUCACCGCUCACUGGGGCUGGAGGGGCCGGCUCUUGGGAGGGGUUUGCUUCCCUGGCUCCAGUGAAAUUGGCCAGGAAGCAGCCGCUUCCCGCACCACAUCGCUCCGGCUGCGGGAGGCUCCCAGCGCCGCGGGCACCGCUCGGCUCGGCCCGGCAGGAAGAGCUCCAUGCGGCAGGACCGGGCAUCGCUCCCCGCCGGCGCAGCCCAGCGCUAACGCCAAGGCCAGGCCCGCAGCACCUCCCUGCACCGACCGGCAGCUGCUAGCAGAGGCUUUGGCCCUGAGCACUGAAGAUGGGCAGAUCCCUGGCUUUCAUCUUCAUCCAUAACCACUGUUUCAUCGCGCUGCUCCUUGCCUCCUUGAGCCCGCCGAGCCUUGCCCAGUACGAACACUGGCCCUACCUCCCCGGGUACCCUGAGCCCCCCCCCCAGGUGUACCAGCCCCCCCAGAGACCAGCCAACGUGCCCAAGAUCCAGCUCCGGCUCGCAGGGCAGAAGAGGAAGCACAACGAGGGCCGGGUGGAGGUGUUCUACAGCGGCGAGUGGGGCACCGUGUGCGACGAUGACUUCUCCAUCCACGCCGCGCACGUGGUCUGCAGGGAGCUGGGCUACGUGGAGGCGGUCUCUUGGCUACCCAGCUCCAAGUAUGGGAAGGGAGAAGGGAAGAUUUGGAUGGACAACGUCCACUGUAACGGGAAGGAGCCCACCCUGGCUGCAUGCACUUCGAACGGCUGGGGAGUGACUGACUGCAAACACACCGAGGACGUGGGGGUGGUCUGCAGUGAAAAGAGAAUCCCUGGCUUCAAGUUUGACAACUCCCUGCUUAACCAAAUAGAGAACAUGAACAUCCAGGUGGAGGACAUCAGGAUCCGUCCCAUCCUCGCCACCUACCGCAAGCGGGUGCCCGUCACGGAGGGCUACGUGGAGGUGAAGGAUGAAGGGGCCUGGAAGCAGAUCUGUGACAAGCACUGGACCAUGAAGAAUUCCCGCGUCGUCUGUGGCAUGUUUGGGUUCCCGAGCGAGAGGAAAUACAACACCAACGUCUACAAGAUGUUUGCCAGCCGGAGGAAGCAGCUUUACUGGGCGUACUCCAUGGACUGCAGCGGGAACGAAGCUCACAUCUCCAGCUGCAAACUGGGCAACCACCUCAACGUGGAUGCGGGGAAGAACGCCACGUGUGACAACGGGAUGCCUGCGGUCGUCAGCUGCGUCCCGGGCCGGGCCUUCGCCCCCAGCAGCCACAGUGGCUUCCGAAAAGCCUUCAGGCAGGAGCAACCACUGGUGAGGCUGAAAGGAGGAGCCAACACUGGCGAGGGCCGAGUGGAAGUGCUGAAGAACGGGGAGUGGGGAACAGUUUGUGAUGACAACUGGAACCUGGUGUCGGCCAGCGUGGUGUGCCGGGAGCUGGGCUUCGGCAGCGCCAAGGAGGCCAUAACAGGAGCCAGGCUCGGGCAAGGCAUGGGUCCGAUCCACCUAAAUGAAAUCGAUUGCACUGGCUUUGAGAAGUCAGUCACAGACUGCAAGUUCAACAUGGAGUCCCAGGGCUGUAACCACGAAGAAGAUGCUGCUGUGAGAUGCAACGUCCCAGCGAUGGGCUUCCAGAAUCAGCUGCGGCUGAGCGGCGGCCGCAACCCCUACGAGGGCCGGGUGGAGGUGCUGGCCGAGCGCAACGGGACCCUGCGCUGGGGCACGGUGUGCAGCGAGAACUGGAGCACGGUGGAGGCCAUGGUGGUGUGCAGGCAGCUGGGGCUGGGCUUUGCCAGCCAUGCCUUCCAGGAAACCUGGUACUGGCACGGGGACAUCGGCGCCGACAGCGUCGUCAUGAGCGGCGUCAAGUGCUCGGGGACAGAGAUGUCCCUGGCCCACUGCCGGCACGACGGAGCCCACGUCUCCUGCCCCAGAGGAGGCGGCCGCUUCGGGGCUGGCGUCUCCUGCUCAGAGACCGCCCCUGACCUGGUGCUGAACGCGGAGCUGGUGGAGCAGACGGCGUACCUGGAGGACCGGCCCAUGUUCAUGCUGCAGUGUGCCCUGGAGGAGAGCUGCCUGGCCAGCUCGGCCGCCAACACCUCCCUCACGUCGGGCUACCGCCGCCUGCUGCGCUUCUCCUCCCAGAUCCACAACAACGGCCAGUCCGACUUCCGACCCAAGAACGGCCGCCACGCCUGGGUCUGGCACGACUGCCACCGGCAUUACCACAGCAUGGAGGUGUUCACCCACUACGACCUGCUGAGCCUCAACGGAACCAAGGUGGCCGAAGGGCACAAAGCCAGCUUCUGUCUGGAGGACACCGAAUGUGAAGCAGAUGUGCAGAAGCAGUACGAGUGUGCCAACUUUGGGGAGCAAGGCAUCACCGUGGGGUGCUGGGACGUGUAUCGGCACGACAUCGACUGCCAGUGGAUCGAUGUUACCGACGUCCCACCAGGGGAUUACCUCUUCCAGGUUGUCAUCAACCCAAACUAUGAGGUUGCUGAAUCUGAUUACUCGAACAACGUGAUGAAAUGCAGGAGCCGCUACGAUGGGCAGCGCAUCUGGAUGUACAACUGCCACAUAGGUGGCUCCUUCAGCGAGGAGACAGAGCAGAAGUUCGAUCACUUCAGUGGACUCACAAACAACAAGGUGUCCACCCGAUAGACGGGCAGCGCCUCCCACCCCACUAUUUAAAGAAGCGAGGUUUCCUGAACCACUGCACACACACAAAUCAAGCAAACAAUCAAACUCUGCAUUAGCCAGGUAAAUUAUUUCCUACAGGUGCCUUCCUCCCCGGUUUAGGUGCUCAGACCACCGUGUGUCUCCUGUAACUACCCCAGGUAGUUAGGAGCAGGCUUUUAGACUCUACUCGGCUCUGUAUCUUCACCAUUCCAACCUUCACCACAAAGACUUCUCCCUCCACUUCGCAGCACCAUCUUUAUUCACAGACAUAGGUCCAGGCUGCAGCAAGCACAAACUGUCUUUAGGUGCCAACAACCUAAAUAUGUCUUUACCAUUCAUUUUCCUCAAGGCAUUAAUCUUGGUAUCUUUAAGCUCUUUGACUCAAGCUUGAACACACUGCUGGCGCAAAGGCCUCCACUGGUGACACUGCUUCUUGACCGCAGCUAAUCCUCAGUGCUCCCAUGGCAGGACUUCUUCAUUUUAGCACAGAAAUACAGGAAAGGAAAGGAAUGGAGCAGCUUUUCUGAGCAGAACAGUGUAAGCAUCAUUUAAUACUGCCGUGAAACUCUUGCAUUCAACAAUCAACUCCCCACACAGUCUCGUUAAGUGGAGCAGCUAAUGCAGAAUGGUCCUUCUGCAAGUGGAUCAGGGCUCCAUGAAGCUACACCUCCCCUGGAGCAUCUCCAAGACUCUGCAGACCCAACGAUGAGUCCGCUGGCCACAAUUUCCAUUACACAGUAAGCUUUUCAUCCCAUAGAUUCUACAUACAUCUAAGUAUUACCUUCUAAGCUGGAUAUUCACUCUGUUCUUUAAAGGAUGCAUUUAGUUAAGGCAUUGUAUCAUCACUGUACCUUACAGAGGUAACUUCAUGGCUUUUCUCAUCAGGGAUCUGGACCUGUGCUGUCACAGACCCACCUGUGUAAGUUGACUUUAAAGGAUUUGAACACUUGGUAAAUUCACAAUGGUGCUAAGUGUGUUCCUCUGUUUGUUUGAGGCCACACAUCGCUACAGAUCUGCAGACACAGCUACUUGAAUAAAAGCCUUUUACCCAGAA